GGAGGGUGACACUUCCUUCCUUGUCCAAGUCCUUCUAUAAAGAGAAGACUCAGCUUUGGCAGAGGCCCCAUAACGCUGCAGACUGGGCUAAAGAGACCAGCAACAAGGUGGCCCUGAGAAUAUUGACUUGCACCUUGGUGAGGAUGCAAACCCAGGUGUUGUCGUGGCUGGCCCUCAGCAUCCUACUGGGCAUCCCUGCAGGAGCCAAGCCAAUGCCAGAGGAAGCAGAUCCCUACACACAGCCACCAGCCAUGCCCUACUGGCCUUUCUCCACCUCUGACUUCUGGAACUAUGUGCAGUAUUUCCAGAGCCAGGGCGCCUACCCACAGAUUGAGGACAUGGCCAGAACGUUCUUUGCACACUUCCCCCUGGGGAGCACCCUGGGCUUCCACGUCCCCUACCAGGAGGACUGAGCAGUGCGCAGUCUGCUGCCCGCCUGGCUGCCUGGGCCCAAGGAGGUCCAGGGACACAGCGGUGGGCGGGGCGGGGGGCUCAUGCUCAAUAAACUCCCGCUGAAGAUGCAUAACACCCC
This is a messenger RNA of Meriones unguiculatus (Mongolian gerbil), 532 nucleotides long. RefSeq names its product otospiralin (gene Otos). Lineage: Eukaryota; Metazoa; Chordata; Mammalia; Rodentia; Muridae. Gene Ontology annotation, biological process: sensory perception of sound. The record is from RefSeq and is a predicted model, not a curated record. The coding region runs from base 144 to 413 and encodes 89 amino acids. The transcript has 4 exons.